GCGACCCUCUGCUCUUUGUCGGAGUUUCAUACAACUUCAGUUACCACGACAACGUCUGGUUCAGGAAGUUGAUUACAGAAACUUCUUCCAUUUUCCCUUCGCUAGCUUCUCGUUGGCUGACUUCGGACUUCAUAAAGUCGUCACCAUGAACGCAACAGGACCACAGGCUGCCUUCUAUGGCGCUUCUGUGCCCGCCGUGGGAUAUCCCGAGGGCAUGACGAUUGUGGACUUCGUGCCUGAUGAGGUCAAGCACAUGGUCCUCCAGCACUGGUACUCCUUCCCCCCUGUCAACCCCAUGUGGCACUACCUCCUGGGUAUGAUCUACAUCAUCCUUGGGUUCUUCUCCAUCAUGGGCAAUGGCAUGGUCAUCUACCUCUACAUGAACGCCAAGAACCUCAAGACCCCCUCCAACAUGUUGGUGGUGAACCUUGCUCUUUCUGACCUGAUCAUGUUGACCACCAACUUCCCUCCCUUCGCCUUCAACUGCUUCAGCGGUGGCAGGUGGAUGUUCAGCGCCACCUACUGUGGAGUCUAUGCUGCUCUUGGUGCUAUCACCGGUGUGUGCAGCAUCUGGACGCUCUGCAUGAUCUCCUACGACAGGUUCAAUGUCAUCUGCAACGGCUUCAACGGCCCCAAGCUGACCCAGGGUAAGGCCAUGGCAAUGUGCGCCUUCUGUUGGCUCAUGGCCAUCGGCUGGGCCCUUCCCCCCUUCUUCGGAUGGGGAGCCUACACCCUGGAGGGCAUCCUGGACUCCUGCAGCUACGACUACCUCACCCAGGAUCUCAACACCAUCACCUACAACAUGUGCAUCUUCUUCUUUGACUUCAUCUUCCCCGCUGCUGUCAUCGUCUUCUCUUAUGUCUUCAUCGUUAAGGCUAUCUUCGCCCACGAGGCUGCCAUGCGCGAGCAGGCCAAGAAGAUGAACGUCACCAACCUCCGCUCCAACGAGGCUGAGGCCCAGAGCGCUGAGAUCCGCAUUGCCAAGACCGCCAUCGCCAACGUGUCUCUGUGGUUCAUCUGCUGGACUCCCUAUGCCGCCAUCACCGUCCAGGGUGUGCUUGGUCACCACGACGGCAUCACCCCCCUGGUCACCACCCUGCCCGCCCUGCUGGCCAAGUCCUGCUCUUGCUACAACCCCUUCGUCUAUGCCAUCAGCCACCCCAAGUUCCGCCAGGCCAUCACUGUGCACAUGCCCUGGUUCUGCGUCCAUGAGCCUGAGACCAAGACCUCCGACAACCAGUCCAACACCACUGUUACCAACGAGAAGGCGUGAAGGACUCCUGCUGAAGACUGCAAGGCCUAGGAGGUGAGAGCCUCAUGGCGCCGGCGUCUGCUUCAGGGCACCCUUCCAUCUGUUAAACGACCACGCGAACUGAUCUUCCUCCUCGUAGCUUCCCUUGUAAGUGUUAGAGGCCUCGACUAUAAAAAAAAAAUAUAAAAAAAUGUGUGGAAUUCAUAACCUUUGUAAAAUUCUAUCAUUCAUGACUACAAGGGAAAAUAUUUGUCUUACCUCAUUUCAGGACACUAAAAUUAAACUUGAAAUUAUA
Eriocheir sinensis (Chinese mitten crab) is the source of this 1547-nucleotide messenger RNA. RefSeq names its product compound eye opsin BCRH1-like. Gene Ontology annotation, cellular component: membrane. The transcript has 9 exons. Gene Ontology annotation, biological process: G protein-coupled receptor signaling pathway; phototransduction; visual perception. Bases 146 to 1273 code for a protein of 375 amino acids. Lineage: Eukaryota; Metazoa; Arthropoda; Malacostraca; Decapoda; Varunidae. Gene Ontology annotation, molecular function: G protein-coupled receptor activity. The record is from RefSeq and is a predicted model, not a curated record.